This is a messenger RNA of Schizophyllum commune H4-8, 742 nucleotides long. RefSeq lists its product as uncharacterized. The record is from RefSeq and is a predicted model, not a curated record. The coding region runs from base 172 to 705 and encodes 177 amino acids. The transcript has 3 exons. Lineage: Eukaryota; Fungi; Basidiomycota; Agaricomycetes; Agaricales; Schizophyllaceae.
GUAGACGACAGCGGCAACGGCGGCGGCACCAGGGAUGUACGCCUAGCGUCUACUCGAGGCUUUCUUCACUCGUUUUCUCUGCUUCUCUCGUUUCUCUCCCGCGCGAAGGGUUACUUUCAAACUCUCCCCUUCCCUUGGACCGACGAUCGACACGAAGACCUUCGGGACGACAUGGCCUCCGGCGCUAGAGCGCAUACGACCCAUCAUCUGCACCGGAGGCAACCUCGCGCAGUUCGUCGCUGUUGUUCCCAUAUUGCGCCCUCGCCCUUCGCAGACAGCUGUCGUUCAGGAAGCUCUUGCGCUUCAAGUAUUUCAUCUUGGGGUCUGUAUACCGUCUUACCUGCACCCGACGAGGAGGUAUACAAUGAAGUAUUCCCGCCGAACAUCGCACCAGCAUAUAUCAACUUCGCUGCCAUCCUCGAGAUACUCGUCAAGCCGCACCAUCUACACAUAGAGAAGACAUCAUCAUUCGCCCUGGCGUCUUGCUCGAUGCGUCACCAUCCUUGUCCUCAACACUCCACGAUCGUACGCGACGCGUACUUGCAGGCUACCCUCGCGCCAUGCGCACUGGCUCCCUAUUCACUGGUCUUCGGGCCGACGAGGACGAGGGUACGGCCUCGACGUCCUACCGCGACGAGGACAUCGUCGCUUUCCUCGCCUUGCGCCCACGUGGAUUUUGUGGCGUCGCGUCUUAGGCGGAGGUGAACCUGGGCGAACAGAUGCAGAAAUCCAAAGGCUCGCC